GACAGUUCGGAAGCCCGUUCUCGCGGGAUUUUCCGAGUCCGGGUUGGAAGUUGCAGUGGGCUGUAAGGGAGGCCCGAUACUGAGAGGGAGGGUAAGGGGGAGAUUUUCCCGCCGGUUGUCCUUCUCCCCCGGCUAGGUGAGCGCCGCCUUGCUAGCUUCCGGCUCUGAUGCAGUCUCGGACGCCACCGUCCCGUAUCCCUGGACCACCUCAAGCUCCACAUUUGCUCUCUCUUCUCCCGUGACGUCGGGCUUCGGGGGAGCGAUGUACGGAGGGAGGCUGGAGGUGGAGUUGGUCGCCGUCUGCCCGCCCCCCUCCUCCUCCUCCUCGCCGUCCUCCGCCGCCUGUCAGGUGUUAAAUGCAACCAGGCUGCCAGGCCCCUCCCCCUGGGCAGAUGGAUCCCUCUGCCCCGAAACCCCGCGCGGAAACCACCAGCAAAGCUAUAUGGCAUCCAGGAGAAAGAUGUCUUGCCCCGUCUCCAAAUAAUGAAAAACUUUGUGAAGCAAGCAUAAAAUCUAUCACAGUGGAUGAAAAUGGCGAGUCAUUUGCAGUCAUCUUAUAUUCAGAUUUUCAAGAAAGGAAAGUGCCUCUUAAAAGACUUCAAGAAGUAAAAUCUGUUAAAGAGUACUCUAGGAAUUUUAUAUUUGAUGAUGAAGAUUUGGAAAAACCUUAUUUCCCAGACCGGCAAUUUCCAUCAUCUGCUGUUGCUUUUCAAUUAUCUGAAGAUGGAGCCUCUAUUCCUUACACUAUUAAUAGGUAUUUGAGAGACUACCAACGGGAAGGAGCCCAGUUUCUCUAUGGACACUUCAUCCAAGGAAGAGGGUGUAUUCUUGGUGAUGACAUGGGACUUGGAAAAACAGUACAGGUUAUUUCAUUUUUGGCUGCAGUUUUGGGUAAAAAAGGAACUCGUGAAGAUAUUGAAAAUAAUAUGCCGGAGUUUUUACUAAGAAGUAUGAAAAAGGAAGCUCCUUCUUCUGCAGCAAAAAAGCUAUUCUUAAUAGUUGCUCCUCUUUCUGUUCUCUACAACUGGAGGGAUGAAUUGGACACCUGGGGAUAUUUCAGAGUUACUAUUUUACAUGGUAACAAAAAAGAUAAUGAACUGAUUCGUGUAAAACAGAGGAAAUGCGAGAUUGCUCUAACAACUUAUGAAACACUGCGCUUAUGUCUGGAUGAACUUAACAGUUUGGAAUGGUCAGCUAUCAUUGUAGAUGAAGCUCAUAGAAUCAAGAAUCCAAAGGCUAGAAUAACAGAAGUUAUGAAAGCUUUAAAAUGUAAUGUCCGAAUUGGCCUCACUGGAACCAUUCUUCAGAACAACAUGAAAGAAUUGUGGUGUGUUAUGGACUGGGCUGUGCCAGGACUUUUAGGUAGUGAGAUCCACUUCAAGAAGCACUUUUCUGACCCAGUAGAACAUGGUCAGAGACACACAGCAACAAAAAGAGAAUUAGCUACUGGCCGAAAGGCCAUGCAAAGACUUGCAAUAAAGAUGUCUGGAUGGUUCCUCAGGCGUACCAAGAUUCUAAUCAAAGAUCAGUUGCCUAAGAAGGAAGACCGGAUGGUGUAUUGUUCUCUGACAGAUUUUCAGAAAGCUGUCUAUCAAACAGUGUUAGAAACAGAAGAUGUGUCUUUGAUACUUCAGUCUUCUGAGCCUUGUCCCUGCGGUAGUGGCCAAAAAAGGAGAAAUUGUUGUUAUAAGACCAAUUCACAUGGCGAAUCAGUGAAAACCUUGUAUUUCAGUUACCUCGCAGUCCUUCAGAAGGUAGCUAACCAUGUCGCAUUACUACAGGCCGCUAGCACCUCCAAGCAACAGGAAACACUUAUCAAAAGGAUAUGUGAUCAAGUAUUUUCCAGAUUCCCAGAUUUCGUGCAAAAAAGCAAAGAUGCAGCCUUUGAAACACUUUCUGACCCAAAAUACAGUGGAAAAAUGAAGGUUCUUCAGCAGCUUUUAAAUCAUUGCAGGAAAAACAAAGAUAAAGUUCUUCUUUUCUCCUUUUCCACCAAGUUGCUUGAUGUGCUGCAACAAUACUGCAUGGCGUCUGGGCUUGAUUACCGACGACUUGAUGGAAGUACAAAGUCAGAGGAAAGAAUCAAGAUUGUGAAAGAGUUCAACAGCACACAAGAUGUUAAUAUUUGCCUUGUCUCCACAAUGGCUGGUGGACUAGGCCUCAAUUUUGUUGGUGCCAAUGUGGUUGUGCUAUUUGAUCCUACUUGGAAUCCAGCCAAUGAUCUUCAAGCAAUUGACAGAGCAUAUAGGAUUGGGCAAUGCAGAGAUGUCAAAGUGCUUAGGCUGAUAUCCUUGGGAACUGUGGAGGAGAUCAUGUACUUACGGCAGUUAUACAAGCAGCAACUUCACUGUGUGGUGGUUGGAAGUGAAAAUGCCAAGCGAUAUUUUGAAGCAGUUCAAGGAUCAAAAAAGCAUCAAGGAGAGCUUUUUGGGGUCUAUAAUCUCUUCAAACUAAGGUCCCAAGGGUCUUGUCUUACAAGGGACAUUUUGGAGCGAGAAGGCCAGGUGGAAGCGGGGGUCAUGACAGCUUCAACAUGGUUGAAAGAGGAACCUCCAGUACACAAACCAGAAACUGCUAGGAAGCCUGACGGUCCGGAACACAGAGGUCCAGAACAACUUGCAGAACCACUACUGGCAAAAGAAGCAUGUGACUUCUGCAGUGAUUUCAGUGAAGAUGAAUUGGGAAACUCAAUAGUAAAGACUGCUAAAAACAAAGCAUCCGACUCAAAUAAAACGUCAGGUUCUCCUGGACAGCUUACUUUACUCCAGUGUGGUUUCUCCAAAUUGUUUGAGACAAAAUAUAAAGCAGUUGAGGAUAGUGAUGGAGAUACUGCCUCUGACGAUGAAAGUUCUGAUGAACAGCCCACAUGCCUUUCAACAGAAGCGAAAGAUGCUGGUUGUCAGAAAAGUCAAGGCUCUCUUGGUAUUUCAAAACCUCGGAGAUUAGCUAGCCCCCUAAAUCCAAGUGAAAAAUGUAUUUUGGGUAAAAGUGAGAAGAUUUUAGAACAGAAUAUUUCUUCUGAGUCUGAUGAUGAGAAAAUUUGUAAAAAUCCAGCUGACCGCCACUGCAUUUUACAGAAUAUCAGUGACUCAGAAGAUAGUGAUGUCAUCCUUCCCACGCAAUAUACACCUCAGGGAUUCCCUAAGAAGAAUAUAAGGUUUAAGCUACCUGUGCAUGGCUCUGAAGACUCUGAAACAGAAAACCCUGUAAAAGUAAAAAAUAACGGUGAUGAUAGAAGGACCAGUGUCAGAGGAAAUGGACUAAUUUCAAAACACUCAAAUCCUGAGAAUCCAGCCCUGAACUCUAUCACGAAAAGAAAAGGCAGUAGUGAUAUUAGUGACGAAUCCGAUGACAUUGAACUUGCCUCCACGUCAAAAGUAAGAAAGCAAAGAGCUACUAGUUCUCUGAGGUUUAAGAGAAAAAAGGAAGAUAAAAGGGAACUUUAUACUAAAACACUGAGGAAGACAAACCAACUGUGUGCAGCAGAUCAAGACUGUAACUCUCAGGCUAUUGAUGAGUUUUCAUCCUCAGAUGACGACUUAUCUGUUGGCCACGUCAGUCUCUCUAAACAGAACCACAGACUAAAAACUGUGGAGGACAAAAUCAGUUUCUCUUCAAAAUUAACUAGCCAUGAGAAAAACAACAAUUCCAUACCAAGAAAACCCAUGAAAUUUUCAAAUGAGAACACUGUCAGUCAAGAGCAGAUGUGUGAAUCAAUGGAUAAGUUUUUAGAUGGUGUUCAGGAAGUGGCUUACAUUCACUCAAACCAGAAUGUGAUUGGAUCAAGCAAAGCUGAAAAUCACAUGAGCCGAUGGGCAGCACGUGAUGUAUUUGAAUUGCAGCAGUUUUCCCAGCUUCCCGCAAACGUGGCCAUUUGCACUUCUAAGGAAGAACGUAGGGCACGUAAGGUAAAAGUGAAGGGAGACACAUUAACACAGACAAAGGAAUGUCAACAACCAAAUGAAGGAGCCAUUUCCUUUCCCCUUUACAUCUCACACCCCGUCAGCCAGAAGAAGAAGAAAGUCUACCGGACAGACCAGACUACCUUCAUUAUUGGAGAAACACCAAAAGGUAUCCGAAGGAAACAAUUUGAAGAAAUGGCUUCCUACUUUAAGAUACCUUCUGUAAAGGAAUUUGCUAACCAAAUAACUAAUGCCACAUCAGAAGAACGACAGAACAUGCUAAGAGACUUUUAUGCUUCUCAAUAUCCAGAAGUAAAGGAAAUUUUGGUGGCUGCUCCUUCGCAAUUCAUUAAAGAUGCCUCUGAGGAAAGAGAGAGAGUCAGGAAUAAGUCUGAAAAUAGAGAAUCUCUUGGAGAAGAAAGGCUGUCAGAUUCUGAAGCUUUGUCAUUUAAAAAUUCUACCCAAAGACAGUUGCAAAUUUGCAGCCCAAAAAUAUAUAAAGAAAAAUCAAUUAAGUUCCGGAAUCACAGUUUCCGUAGAGAAGAAGUCCUUUCUAAAGAUGUGGAAACAAAAAAAUUACCUAUAAGCUCUACCCAAGAGACUACCAAUGGGAAAAACAGCCAAGCUUCCAAAGAUCCUGUAGCAUCCUGUUCCCUGAGUAGUAAGUCUGGAGCAUAUGAGUUAGAAAAGAUAGAAGAUACCCUGAAAGACCAACAGGACCUCACAGAAUUGAGUGUUUCAAGAAAUGGACCCCUUUUCAAAGGGGAAAACAAGAAGAUAGGAAGUCCAGCGUUAGAAAAGCCUUCUGUGGUAGGUUUGCUUGGUGAUACCUCUAUUCUGGAUGACCUCUUUAAAAGUCAAGGGAACAGUCCAAAGAAAGUUCUUUCAGGGCCCACGGAGAAAGCAAAACAGCGACCAAAAGAUGUCUGGGACAUCCUGAAUGAGCAGAAUGACGACAGUCUCAGGAAACUCACCGACUUGGCAGUAAUAGAGACUCUUUGUGAAAAAGUGCCCUUGGCCUCAUCCUCCAAAAGGAAAGAGGAUCCCGAAGCUUCUCUUUGGAAAUCAAAUGAGAAAUUUUUGUGGAAAAAAUUUAACUCGAGUGCUUCAGAUGAAAACACAACUAAGAUACAAGAGUAAUACAUACACAUACAAACGAAUUACUACAGCCAAUGAACUUCUGCUGUUAAUGUUUACAACACUAAUUAUGUUAUAUAUUUGUCAACAUACAUUUUUAAUAAACUCUUGCUUUAGGGUUUUUUGCGGGGUUUUUUGUUGUUGUUGUUGUUGUUGUUGUUUUCUUU
Phacochoerus africanus (Common warthog) is the source of this 5206-nucleotide messenger RNA. It is a transcript of the gene ERCC6L2, whose product is annotated as ERCC excision repair 6 like 2. The record is from RefSeq and is a predicted model, not a curated record. Lineage: Eukaryota; Metazoa; Chordata; Mammalia; Artiodactyla; Suidae. Bases 357 to 5042 code for a protein of 1561 amino acids. The transcript is spliced from 19 exons. Gene Ontology annotation, molecular function: ATP binding; ATP-dependent chromatin remodeler activity.